Molecule: messenger RNA, 484 nt
Organism: Acanthoscelides obtectus
Lineage: Eukaryota; Metazoa; Arthropoda; Insecta; Coleoptera; Chrysomelidae
Source: the annotation of a GenBank genome assembly
AUGUACCUGGAGAAUUUCAGGAAACAGCAGGUCAUAAAUAAGAUCUUGGGACCCUUUCGGGACGUUGAUAGGGCGAGGAUACUUGACAGGCACUCGGCGUCCAGCGAAAAGGCGACACAUGUGCUCACGACGUGGCAUAUGUAUGUUGUGGAACACAUUUGUUGUAAUAGAAAAAUAUCUUCGUUAAGCAAGACGUUAUCUUUGUCCUUGUACACGUAUAUCGCCAAGUCGUACAUGUUCAAAGAACAUAGUUUUAUAGUACUGAAAGAGCUCUUGACAGCUAUGUGUUGGACCAGCACCGGUCAUACACCUUAUUACUUUUUUCUGGCUUUAGAAAACUUGACAUGGAUUUAUUGGAUCUCGGUUGGGAUCGAACGAAAACGCGUUGUGUUGGAAGAAUUCUAGCAUAGGCGUAGGAUUAAGAUACUUUUUCUGCAUUCUGUAUCCAUAUUUUUUAGUUGCAAGAGGAUUCAAUCUUUUAAAG